This is a messenger RNA of Penicillium alfredii, 2277 nucleotides long. RefSeq lists its product as uncharacterized. The transcript has 4 exons. Gene Ontology annotation, molecular function: protein binding; ATP hydrolysis activity. The coding region runs from base 1 to 2277 and encodes 758 amino acids. The record is from RefSeq and is a predicted model, not a curated record. Lineage: Eukaryota; Fungi; Ascomycota; Eurotiomycetes; Eurotiales; Aspergillaceae.
AUGGCCGAUCCAGCAUCUAUUGUCAGUCUGAUCCUAGAGACCGGCCGGGUAAUCACCUGCCUGAUCAACUAUGCCCACGCCGUACAGAACGCGAAAGCAGACUCCCGCCGGCUAAGCGAAGAGCUCUUCGCGCUCAAGGGCAUCCUCGAGCAUCUAGCCGCGCACGAGCGGGCACCACAGCCAGACGACUCCAAGGAUUCGACAGCAGCCAUUGACCCCGCCAUCCUCUCGCGCACCCUGUACACGACCAGCCAGCUGCUCGGGUCCCUCCUGAAGGAUCUCGAAGAACCCGCGACCAAGAGCCAGCGCCUGAAACAGCGCCUGACAUGGCCGUUCACGCAGGACCAGUUCAACAAGCACCUCGCUCGUCUGGAACGCGUGAAGUCGUGGCUGAUCCUGGUGCUCAUGACCGACAAUGCCUCUGCCACCCAGGAUCUGCACCAGGAGAUCAAUACCCUGACGGGCUUCUUGCGCGAGGACCUGAAGAUCCGCGCCGAGGAACGCAACCUGGCGGAGAACCGCAGUUUGUUCGCCUGGCUGGCUCCUGUGAGUCCCGCUAAUGCUCACCUGCGCGCAUCCAGGGCCCGCGAGAUUGGGAGCGGGCGCUGGUUUCUUCAUGGGCAUGUCACGCCGUGGUUGUUGACGGGGCCUCAGUCGAAGAAUAUUUUGUUUCUCGUGGGUAAAUCGGGUGCUGGGAAGACCACGCUGUUUGCGCAGGUUGUCGACGAGCUGACCGUGCAGUCCUCCGCCGACCCAGACUCCUCCUUCUCCUUGGCGUAUUUUUACUGUGCAUUCGGUGAUACGGCCUCGCAGGAUCUCGUGAAUAUCCUGGGUUCGCUGGUGGCCCAGCUGUCCAGCUCGAUGCCAUCCAUUUUGGACAGCAUCCGGCCUAUCUACAACGACACACCGAAGAGCCAAACACACCGGCACCCUAUUGAUAUCAAUAUCCUAGAGGAUGCCAUCAUCCGGCAUUCUUCAGGGUCUAGGCAGGUUGUUCUUCUGAUCGAUGCGAUCAACGAGAGUCUUCAUGCUGAGCGUAUCAAGCGCUCUCUCUUACGACUCGCCAGCCUGUCCACUAAUCUUCGCAUUGUCAUUACUAGCACGACUGAUGUGAUUUCUUCCAUUCAUGCCACUGCCGUGAAUAUGAAUGCCGAGGUUAUUCGGAACGAUAUCGAGGCGUUUAUCCAUCACAGGUUCAAGCAGGAUGAGACACUGGGCCAUUUGAGUGCUGCAUUGAAGGAGGAAAUCAGUACUACCCUCCUCAGCGAGGCUGAUGGCUCUUUUCGCUGGGCCCAACUCUCGCUGGACAAUCUUAGUGCGCAACGAACCGCAAAGUCUAUGCGGGAGGCCCUCCGCAAUCUACCUGGCACAUUGCGAGAGACUUACGCCAGCAUCUUGGAAAGAAUUGCUCCCAGCGACUGGCUUUUUGCCCGCGAAGCACUGUUCUGGCUCAGCUUCGCCAAACGACCUCUCACGCUCCGCGAACUCAACGAGGCCGUAGUGCUCGGCGAGACAACCACAGUCCUCGACGACGACAUGACACUGGUUUCUCCUCAUGUCAUUCUCCAGAUAUGUCAGGGAUUCAUCACGCGAGACCGGACGGGGAAGGUCAACCUGGCCCACUCAUCCGUCAAGGACUUCCUAACCUCGGAAUGGAUCCGCUCCUCUCGCGUGCAAUACUUCAGUCUGGACCCGUCGACCGCAGACUCAACCAUAAUGCGCAAGUGCCUUUCCUACCUCUGUCUUGAGAACCUGCGCUCGGGGUACAGACCCUCGCCCAUACUCGCCAUGCAGCGCCUCCAAGAAUACCCAUUCCUGGAAUACGCCGCGCAGUACUGGGCGCUGCACGGUGCAUCGUGCAAGUUCGAAGACCGCGAUCGGCAGAUGGUCAACCGCUUCUUUGAAACCAAGCAUCUGCCGCAGCGCGGCAACUUCGGCGCCUGGGUGCAGACCCUGAUCCCGGAGGCUGAUAUCGCGCAUAUCGAGACCACGCACCCGCUGUACUAUGCUGCGUCUUUUGGGUUGGUGUCUGUCGUCCGCGCUAUUCUUGACUCGGAUCCGGAUAUCGAUGUUGAUGCGCCCGGCGGUCGGUUCGGAUCUACUCCGCUGUUUGUGGCGUGCUGGCGCUCUAACUAUGAGGUUGCUCGGCUGCUCCUCUCUGUGGGGGCGAAUCCUAACAUUCUGGAUGCGAGCUCGGGGCUUACGUCGUUCUCGCUUGCUCGGUUGAAGCGGCAUCGUCCGCUGGCGGGUAUUUUGGAGACAGCCCUGGUCAAAUAA